UAUAACUCCAGAAAUUUUUAACCAUUAAAACAAAUGCGCUCCUCUCACCAAAAUAUUUAGUAUUAAAUAUUAAACCUUCCCGCUAUCACCACACCAAACGAAAGACAAGUCAAUAGGAGAAAAGAAAAAGAAAAAGAAAUAUAUUAUAAAAGAAAAUAAGAAAGAGAAAAAGAAAACCCACUUGCGUGACAUGACAGUCCAGUCCUCUCCUCUCCUCUUCCUCCCUCCCCGGCCGCUUAACCCGCCGCCAAAACAAGCUUAUGUAUGUGCUCCAUACAAGGCUCGCUCUCCCCUGUUUGCUCCACGAACCCAUGACGAUCCAGAGCCAACCAAACCACGCCAACCACCAACCAUCACCGAACAACAUUCCCGCUCUCAUUUGCCCACAGACGAGAAGUUCAAGCGGGCUGGCUCCCUACUGGCUCACCACCUGUAACCCACUCCGAACAUCGACCCCAUCAGCCACGCAAUCAAGCAGCGACAAGCACACCAAGCAUCGACACCGUCGCCGCGUCGAAAAACUGGAGAGCGUGGAGCCCCGCUUGCUCCAAUUCUUAGUGGACGUGGAUGGGGCCGUAUGGCGCCGUUCUCUCUUCAAAAAAUAACAAUCUAAAAUAAAGGAUAAUUGUUUUCCUCCUUCCUCGCUAUCCAAGGUUCUUCCAACAUAUUUGCCGUUCCCUACAGAUUCCUGCCAAGAAAAAGCGGGGAUUCUUAUCGCCGUUAAACUUUUUGUCCCUGAAACCGUUCCAAAAUUUUUCCAUCACUUCAAAUUCACGUGAGCAUGUUCCAGAAGCAUUUCAUAUUCAACUUACGACCAAUUACUUAAUACCAACGUAAUUCACAAAAUGAUAGCCAAAAAAAGGGGAAAAAAAAAGGCUUACAGCUCCCUCCCUCAAGAAGAAGGGGGGGAAACAGUAUAUGAUUAGCUUCUCAUUAAAGUGACACUAGGAACAAAAAGGACAAGAAGGAAAAAAAGGAAAAAAGGGGGUUGGAAGUUAUCUCAUUCCUGAAAACAAAAUAUUUAGAAAAUAAAGGAAAAUAAACAAAAGAGAAAAUAAAAAUCAGAAAACAGGCAGGGCGCGAUGGAACUCGUUAUUGGAUUGUUUCAAUAGUAGUAGCUAUUUAGUGAUCCGGGAGGAAAAGACAAGGAGAAGAGCUAUAGGGGCGGGCACGAGAACAUGGUAAUAUAGACAAAGGAAAAAUCAAGGAAAAGUGAAUAGUUUCGCGGGUGAUUAUACCCGGGUAGUGGUGAGAGCGAAGGGCAGGGAGAAGAUAAAAAACGACGAUAUUAUAUAAAGAUAUAGCAAACGGGAACCUAUGCAACAGUAUAAGGGGGCCUAGGUUCAAAAAGAGAUAGCAAAGGAAAAGGAAAAGGAAAACAGAGAGAAAACCACGACGAAUAAGAGCUGAGAGUUUGCGCCUGCUGGGCCGGGGACGGGGGCGGGAGCGGGGACAGAUUCAAUUUGUAUACCAAUAUUCCUUUUUGUCGGUGUCCUGGGUGGUAUUGUAAAACAAGGCAAAAAGAACCCAUGUCAAAUAAAUCUAUCCAUUUAAAAGUUAA
Blastomyces gilchristii SLH14081 is the source of this 1561-nucleotide messenger RNA. RefSeq lists its product as uncharacterized. Lineage: Eukaryota; Fungi; Ascomycota; Eurotiomycetes; Onygenales; Ajellomycetaceae. The transcript has a single exon. The record is from RefSeq and is a predicted model, not a curated record. Bases 261 to 605 code for a protein of 114 amino acids.